GGCACGGUGGCGGCGGCGGCGGCGCGGCGGGCGGCUCGGCUGCCUCGGGCCGUAGACGGCCGCUUAGGGAUUUCUGUCAGUUUUUUUGUGUGGCGCUGUCGCCCAAGGCUGCGAAUCUGGGAGUCCCCAGGAGCGUUUAGGGGAGGGACCGAGGUCGCUGUGUCCUGAACAGAGGGGCCGGUGCGCCCGGAGUCUGCGCUCGUUCGCGGAACCGCUGCGGUGCCCCGGUCCGCUCUCCUCAGCAUGAGCAGCCCGUAGGAGCGAGGUCUCACCGGUUCCCUCGCACUGGAGGCGGCAGCGGCCGCUUCGGCAGCGACAGUUAUGGCGGUGGAGACGCGGCCGGAGCUGGUGGGGAAGCGGUUCCUGUGUGUAGCGGUCGGCGACGAGGCGCGUCAGGAGCGCUGGGAGAGCGGACGCGGCUGGCGAAGCUGGCGAGCGGGGGUCAUCCGAGCCGUGUCACACAGGGACAGCCGCCAUCCGGACCUAGCGGUGUAUGUGGAAUUUGAUGAUCUUGAAUGGGAUAAACGAGAGUGGGUUAAAGUUUAUGAAGAUUUUUCAACUUUCUUGGUGGAAUACCACUUAAUCUGGGCCAAAAGGAAUGACCCUAGCCAGACUCAGGGAUCAAAGAGCAAACAGAUUCAGUGGCCUGCAUUGACUUUCAAACCUCUGGUUGAAAGAAGUAUACCCAGUUCAGUCACUGCAGUAGAAUUCCUUGUAGAUAAGCAACUGGAGUUUUUAACUGAAGAUAGUGCCUUUCAGCCCUACCAGGACGACAUAGACAGCCUAAACCCAGUUCUCAGGGACAACCCGCAACUUCACGAGGAAGUGAAAGUCUGGGUAAAGGAACAAAAGGUUCAGGAGAUUUUUAUGCAAGGUCCUUAUUCCUUAAAUGGAUACAGAGUGAGAGUAUAUAGACAAGACUCUGCCACCCAGUGGUUUACUGGCAUAAUUACUCAUCAUGAUCUCUUCACCCGCACCAUGAUCGUUAUGAAUGAUCAGGUACUAGAACCACAGAAUGUCGAUCCUUCUAUGGUUCAAAUGACCUUUCUAGAUGAUGUUGUUCACUCUUUGUUAAAAGGUGAAAAUAUUGGCAUUACAUCACGGCGCAGAUCUCGUGCCAAUCAAAACGUCAACGCUGUUCACAGUCAUUACACACGUGCCCAAGCAAAUAGUCCCAGACCAGCAAUGAACUCACAAGCUGCUGUACCAAAACAGAAUACACACCAGCAACAGCAACAAAGAAGUAUCCGUCCAAAUAAGAGGAAGGGCUCAGAUAGCAGUAUACCAGAUGAAGAGAAGAUGAAGGAGGAAAAAUAUGAUUAUAUAUCACGAGGAGAAAAUCCUAAAGGUAAAAACAAACACUUGAUGAACAAAAGAAGGAAACCUGAGGAAGACGAAAAGAAACUAAAUAUGAAAAGACUUCGAACUGACAAUGUUUCAGACUUUUCUGAGAGCAGUGACUCAGAAAAUUCAAAUAAGAGAAUAACAGAUAAUUCCUCAGAACAGAAACCAGAGAAUGAAUUGAAAAAUAAAAAUACUUCAAAAAUAAAUGGAGACGAAGGAAAACCCCAUAAUAAUGAGAAGUCAGGAGAAGAGACCCUAAAAGAUAACCAGUCUCCCUGGGAUCAAAUACAGGAAGAUAAAAAACAUGAAGAAGCAGAGAAGCGGAAGCCUGUUGACACUCAGCUUCAAGAAGAUAUGAUUAUCCAUUCAUCAGAACAGUCCACACCUUCUGAUCAUAAUCCUAAUGAUUUACUUCCUCAGGAAUGCAAUAUGGAAAAAACCCGUACAGUGGAAUCACUACCAAAGGAGAAGUUUAUAUCCAGACCACCCACACCAAAAUGUGUUAUUGAUAUUACAAAUGACACUAAUUUAGAAAAGGUGGCUCAGGAAAACUCAAGUACCUUUGGCCUUCAGACACUUCAGAAAAUGGAUCCUAAUGUUAGUGAUUCAAAACACUCUAUUGCAAAUGCAAAAUUCUUGGAAAUAGCUAAACAAGAUUCUGAUCAGAGCUGGGUCAGUGAUGUAGUUAAAGUGGAUUUAACCCAAUCAAGUGUUAUAAAUGCUUCUUCAGGAAAUGAUCCCUUGAACAUGGAAAAAGAGAAGUAUGUCUCUUAUAUUUCUCCUUUAAGUGCAGUUUCUGUCAUGGAAGAUAAGCUGCAUAAGCGAAGUCCACCUCCAGAGACUGUAAAAUCUAAACUUAAUACUUCAGUAGAUACUCACAAGAUAAAAUCCAGUCCCUCACCUGAAGUUGUUAAACCCAAAAUAACUCAUUCUCCUGAUUCUGUAAAGUCUAAGGCCACUUAUGUGAACAACCAAGUUGCUGGUGAAAGAAGACUGGCAAAUAAGAUAGAACAUGAGCUAUCGAGAUGCAGUUUUCAUCCAAUUCCUACUCGAAGCAGUACGUUAGAAACUACAAAGAGUCCUCUUAUCAUUGAUAAAAAUGAGCAUUUUACAGUUUACAGAGAUCCUGCACUUAUUGGGUCAGAAACAGGAGCGAAUCAUAUUUCACCUUUCCUAAGCCAGCAUCCUUUUCCUCUUCACUCCUCAUCUCAUAGAACCUGUUUAAAUCCAGGUACCCAUCAUCCUGCCUUAACUCCUGCACCCCACUUACUAGCCGGGUCAUCUAGUCAAACUCCAUUACCUACCAUUAACACUCACCCUCUGACUAGUGGUCCACACCAUGCUGUUCAUCAUCCUCAUUUACUUCCCACUGUGUUACCUGGAGUGCCUACUGCCUCCUUACUUGGUGGCCACCCACGACUAGAGAGUGCUCAUGCCAGCAGCUUGAGCCACUUAGCACUAGCACACCAGCAACAACAACAGUUGUUACAGCACCAGUCACCUCAUCUUCUUGGACAAGCCCAUCCUUCUGCUUCAUAUAAUCAGCUUGGACUUUAUCCAAUUAUUUGGCAGUAUCCAAAUGGAACACAUGCAUACUCAGGACUUGGUUUGCCUUCUUCUAAGUGGGUUCACCCAGAAAAUGCAGUUAAUGCUGAGGCUUCAUUAAGGAGGAAUUCUCCCAGUCCUUGGCUACAUCAGCCCACCCCUGUGACCUCAGCAGAUGGUAUUGGAUUACUUAGUCACAUUCCUGUCAGACCUUCCAGUGCAGAGCCUCAUCGGCCUCUUAAAAUUACAGCCCAUUCCAGUCCACCAUUGACAAAAACUUUAGCAGAUCAUCAUAAGGAAGAAUUAGAAAGGAAAGCUUUUAUGGAACCACUACGGUCUGUUGCAUCCACAUCAACAAAAAAUGACCUCGAUCUAAAUCGGUCACAGACUGGGAAAGAUUGUCACUUACACAGGCAUUUUGUGGAUCCAGUAUUAAAUCAGUUACAGAGGCCACCCCAGGAGACUGGAGAGAGAUUAAACAAAUACAAAGAGGAACACCGUCGAAUUCUUCAAGAAAGUAUUGAUGUUGCUCCCUUUACAACUAAAAUCAAGGGACUUGAGGGUGAAAGAGAGAAUUAUUCUAGAGUGGCAUCAUCAUCUUCCAGUCCUAAAAGCCAUGUCAUCAAACAAGAUACAGAUGUAGAACGCUCAGUAUCAGAUCUUUAUAAAAUGAAGCACUCAGUGCCUCAGAGUUUACCCCAAAGUAACUAUUUCACUACAUUGUCUAAUAGUGUGGUCAAUGAACCACCGAGAUCAUACCCAUCCAAAGAAGUUUCAAAUAUUUACAGUGAUAAACAGAGUAAUGCCCUUGCAGUGGCAGCAGCUAAUCCUCAAACUCUGACUUCAUUUAUAACAUCUCUUUCAAAGCCUCCACCUUUGAUUAAACACCAACCAGAAAGUGAAGGUUUAGUAGGCAAGAUACCAGAGCAGCUUCCGCAUCAGAUUGCAUCUCACUCAGUAACAGCCUUCAGAAAUGAUUGUAGGAGUCCUACCCAUUUGACAGUUUCUUCUACAAAUACACUCCGCAGUAUGCCUGCAUUACAUAGAGCACCAGUAUUUCACCCACCAAUCCAUCACAGCCUGGAAAGAAAGGAAGGCAGCUAUAGUAGCCUUUCCCCUCCAACUUUAACUCCAGUGAUGCCAGUAAAUGCUGGUGGGAAAGUUCAAGAAUCACAGAAGCCUCCAACUCUAAUACCCGAGCCAAAAGACUCUCAGGCAAAUUUUAAGAGUUCUUCAGAACAGAGUUUGACAGAGAUGUGGAGACCUAAUAAUAACCUCAGCAAAGAGAAAACCGAAUGGCAUGUGGAGAAAAGCAGCGGAAAGUUACAGGCUGCUAUGGCAUCUGUCAUUGUGCGUCCAUCUUCUAGUACAAAAACUGAUAGUAUGCCAGCAAUGCAGUUAGCUUCUAAAGAUCGAGUUAGUGAAAGAUCUUCAGCUGGGGCACAUAAAACAGAUUGCCUCAAACCAGCAGAAGCUGGAGAAACUGGAAGAAUCAUUUUGCCAAAUGUGAAUUCAGACAGUGUUCACAUAAAAUCUGAAAAAAACUUUCAGGCUGUCUCACAGGGCAGUGUUCCCAGUUCAGUCAUGUCUGCUGUAAAUACAAUGUGUAAUACCAAAACGGAUGUAAUCACAUCUGUUGCCGCUACUACCAGUGUUUCCAGCUGGGGUGGUUCAGAAGUAACUUCAUCUUUAUCAAAUACCAUUUUGGCCUCUACAUCAUCAGAAUGUACAUCUUCAAAAAGUGUCAGUCAGCCAGUGGCUCAAACACAAGAAUGCAAGGUCAGCACCACAGCUCCAGUUAUAUUAGCCAGUAGUAAGACAGGAAGUGUUGUUCAACCCAGUUCUGGGUUAUCAGGCACAACUGAUUUUAUCCAUUUGAAAAAGCACAAGGCAGCAUUGGCUGCAGCUCAGUAUAAAAGUAGUAACGUUAGUGAGACUGAGUCUAAUGCUGUAAAAAAUCAGACAUCUUCAGCCUCCCUUCCUCUGGAUAGCACUGUAAUCUGUAGUACAAUUAACAAAGCAAACUCUGUAGGAAAUGGGCAAGCUUCCCAGACAAGUCAACCAAACUACCAUACUAAACUGAAAAAGGCCUGGCUCACCAGACAUUCAGAAGAAGAUAAAAAUACUAAUAAAAUGGAAAAUUCAGGGAAUUCUGUAUCAGAAAUUAUUAAGCCAUGUUCUGUCAACUUAAUAGCCUCUACAUCUAGUGAUAUACAAAAUAGUGUGGAUAGUAAGAUCAUAGUUGAUAAAUAUAUAAAAGAUGAUAAAGUCAAUAGGAGAAAAGCCAAAAGAACUUAUGAAUCUGGCUCUGAAAGUGGAGACUCAGAUGAAAGUGAAAGCAAGUCAGAGCAAAGGACUAAAAGGCAACCUAAGCCAACUUACAAAAAGAAGCAAAAUGAUUUGCAGAAGAGAAAAGGUGAAAUAGAAGAAGAUUUGAAACCUAAUGGAGUUCUCAGCAGGAGUGCCAAAGAAAAAAGUAAAUUGAAGUUGCAAAGCAACAGUAAUACUGGCAUUCCUCGUUCAGUAUUAAAAGAUUGGCGUAAAGUCAAGAAGCUGAAGCAAACUGGGGAAUCCUUUUUACAGGAUGACUCCUGCUGUGAGAUAGGGCCUAAUUUACAAAAGUGCCGAGAAUGCAGACUUAUUCGCAGUAAAAAAGGAGAAGAACCAGCUCACUCACCGGUAUUUUGUAGAUUUUACUACUUUAGACGGUUGUCAUUUAGUAAAAACGGAGUAGUUAGAAUAGAUGGUUUCUCUUCUCCUGACCAAUAUGAUGAUGAAGCUAUGAGUUUGUGGACACAUGAAAAUUAUGAAGAUGAUGAACUAGAUAUAGAAACUUCUAAAUAUAUCUUGGAUAUAAUAGGUGAUAAGUUCUGUCAAUUAGUAACAUCUGAAAAAACAGCUUUGUCAUGGGUGAAAAAGGAUGCCAAAAUUGCCUGGAAAAGAGCAGUGAGAGGAGUCCGGGAGAUGUGUGAUGCAUGUGAAGCAACAUUGUUUAACAUUCACUGGGUCUGCCAAAAAUGUGGAUUUGUGGUCUGCUUAGAUUGUUACAAGGCAAAGGAAAGGAAGAGUUCUAGAGAUAAAGAACUAUAUGCUUGGAUGAAGUGUGUGAAGGGACAGCCUCAUGAUCACAAACAUUUAAUGCCAACCCAAAUUAUACCUGGUUCUAUUUUGACAGAUCUUCUAGAUGCCAUGCACACUCUUAGGGAAAAAUAUGGUAUUAAAUCUCAUUGUCAUUGUACUAACAAACAGAAUUCACAAGUUGGAAAUUUUCCUGCAAUGAAUGGUGUAUCUCAAGUUUUACAGAAUGUUCUUAAUCAUGGUAAUAAAAUUUCUCUGUGCAUGCCUGAGUCUCAGCAGCAAAAUACUCCUCAGAAGUCUGAGAAAAAUGGCAGCAGCAGCCCAGAGAGUGAUGUAGGCACAGAUAACAAGUUAACUCCUCCAGAAUCCCAGUCACCACUGCACUGGUUAGCAGAUCUUGCAGAGCAAAAAUCCAGAGAGGAAAAAAAAGAAAACAAAGAACUUACCCUUGAAAAACAAAUUAAAGAAGACAGAGAACAAGACAACUCUGAAUCUCCAAAUGGCAGAACAUCACCUCUUGUGUCCCAGAAUAAUGAACAAGGCUCAACCUUACGGGAUCUGCUGACUACAACAGCUGGAAAGCUACGUGUGGGCUCUACAGAUGCUGGCAUUGCCUUUGCCCCAGUAUACUCAAUGGGAGCCCCAAGUAGCAAAAGUGGACGGACUAUGCCUAACAUUCUUGAUGACAUAAUUGCUUCAGUUGUUGAAAACAAAAUUCCACCAAGUAAGACCUCCAAGAUAAAUGUAAAACCAGAGCUUAAAGAAGAGCCUGAAGAAAGCAGAAUAUCUGCAGUGGAUGAAAAUAAUAAAUUGUACAGUGAUAUACCACAUUCUUGGAUCUGUGAGAAGCAUAUUUUAUGGCUUAAGGACUACAAGAAUAGCAAUAACUGGAAACUUUUCAAAGAAUGUUGGAAACAAGGACAGCCUGCAGUGGUUUCUGGUGUGCAUAAGAAAAUGAACAUUAGCCUAUGGAAGGCGGAAUCAAUUAGUCUUGAUUUUGGAGACCACCAAGCUGAUCUCCUGAACUGCAAAGAUAGCAUCAUUUCAAAUGCCAAUGUUAAGGAAUUCUGGGAUGGUUUUGAAGAAGUUUCAAAACGGCAGAAAAACAAAAGUGGAGAAACAGUUGUUUUAAAAUUGAAAGAUUGGCCUUCAGGAGAAGACUUCAAGACUAUGAUGCCAACAAGAUACGAAGAUCUUUUAAAAAGUCUACCAUUGCCAGAAUAUUGUAAUCCAGAAGGAAAAUUCAAUUUGGCCUCUCAUUUGCCAGGAUUUUUUGUACGUCCUGAUCUAGGACCCAGGUUGUGCAGUGCCUAUGGUGUAGUUGCUGCUAAAGAUCAUGAUAUAGGAACAACAAAUCUCCAUAUUGAAGUUUCUGAUGUUGUAAAUAUUCUAGUCUAUGUUGGCAUAGCAAAAGGAAAUGGCAUUCUCUCAAAAGCAGGAAUACUCAAGAAAUUUGAGGAAGAAGAUUUGGAUGACAUUUUAAGGAAAAGACUGAAGGACUCAAGUGAAAUACCUGGUGCUCUGUGGCAUAUUUAUGCUGGGAAAGAUGUUGACAAGAUAAGAGAAUUUCUCCAAAAGGUAGUUCAGAAUUUUCACAGCUGUAUUCAGGUAACUGAAGACUUUGUGUCUCCAGAACAUCUUGUAGAGUCAUUUCAUUUAACACAGGAACUGAGACUUUUGAAGGAAGAAAUCAAUUAUGAUGAUAAACUACAGGUUAAAAAUAUUUUGUAUCAUGCAGUCAAAGAAAUGGUGAAAGCCUUGAAGAUACAUGAGGAUGAAGUAGAGGAUAUGGAAGAAAAUUAAGUGUGAUCCAGUUUGAUAUUUUUAGGUCAUUGAACUGGGAUUACUUAACCUUGAAUGAUGAUAUGUAUGCACACUGACUUAAGUUUCAUAAAACCAUCAGUGCCAAGAAAUUCUCUUUGUAGUAAUUACUUGUUACUGACACCGCAGCAGUAUAGCAUAUGUCACAGCUCCUGUGAUUCAAUGUUGUAAAACAAGCAGAAUUUUAAAAGCAGCACUAUAUAGCUGUUUUGUAUUAUAAUGUAUAUGAUGUUUGUGAAAAUGCCAGAUUUAAAAUGAUGUAUUUAUUUUUGGUAAAAAAUAAAAAAAUUCUAUGCUAUAUUGUUGAUCAAGUGUAAAUGUGACCUUGUACAGUUUACUAAAAUUACUGAUAUUUUUCACUACAUUGAGACAGUUACUGUGAGAAUAGGACACAAACACCAGCUAUUGCCUGCAUCUGGGAAAUUGCUGAAUCGCACAGCAGUCAUGUCAUAAUCAGAAAAUUACUGCCAAAUAAUUGUAAAAUUUGUAAAGUAUAAAGUAUAUAAAGUAGAUACUAAAUACAGACACUUCAAUAUUUUGUUGAAGCUAUUGACUGUACAAUUAAACAUUUUCAAAAGGUGUAAUUUAUUUAAAAUUGUCUCAUUUUGGUAAAAUUUAUGUGACCUUUUAAAGCUAAAUAUUAAACUUAAUAUGCUAUGUAAAUAUAUACAUAUAUACAUUUAAUGAUGUAUUUUUUUAAAACAUUGGCUUGCUUUUGUUAAAGUGCAAGUGUUACAUAUGGCUUUGUACAUUAAAGUUGAAAGGGGUUUUACAUUUUCCAUUAAAAGGACUUUAUCAAAAAUU
Messenger RNA from Cebus imitator (Panamanian white-faced capuchin), 8592 nucleotides. RefSeq names its product jumonji domain containing 1C (gene JMJD1C). Gene Ontology annotation, molecular function: transcription coregulator activity; chromatin DNA binding; histone H3K9 demethylase activity. Bases 322 to 7770 code for a protein of 2482 amino acids. The record is from RefSeq and is a predicted model, not a curated record. Gene Ontology annotation, biological process: regulation of transcription by RNA polymerase II. The transcript is spliced from 25 exons. Gene Ontology annotation, cellular component: chromatin; histone deacetylase complex. NCBI's taxonomy places the organism in Eukaryota, Metazoa, Chordata, Mammalia, Primates, Cebidae.